Varanus komodoensis (Komodo dragon) is the source of this 2103-nucleotide messenger RNA. It is a transcript of the gene SLC22A16, whose product is annotated as solute carrier family 22 member 16. Gene Ontology annotation, cellular component: membrane. NCBI's taxonomy places the organism in Eukaryota, Metazoa, Chordata, Lepidosauria, Squamata, Varanidae. The record is from RefSeq and is a predicted model, not a curated record. Gene Ontology annotation, biological process: transmembrane transport. The coding region runs from base 112 to 1854 and encodes 580 amino acids. The transcript is spliced from 8 exons.
UGGGUGGCCGGGGGAAGGGCCGCCCUCCCCGGCAGGCGGGCUCGGGAAAGUUGCGGGGGCGGCGUGAGGUGGGACGCCCUCUGUCUCCGCACAGCGCCGUGCGUCCCAGCCAUGGCUGGCAACUUCGACCUCCUCUUUGACUCUCUGGGACACUUCGGCAGAUAUCAGGCAUGGGUUUAUUUUGCAUCUGUGUUUCAAGCUAUGUCUUGUGGCAUCCACUACUUGGCCUCAGUCUUCCUGUCUGUUACACCAAAUUUUGUGUGCGGUGUCCCCGGAAAUGUGAGUGGUGUUCUAAUUGGCAACUCAUCUAGUUCAAGAGUAGAGGAUGUCUGGAACUUGUGGACAUCAGCACACAGCUACAUCGUGGUCCAGCUGGAAAAUGGGGACCUUUGGGAACUUAACCAGUGCAGCAGGUCUAAACGAGAAAUCACAUCGACAUUUACUUACGAAUACAGCGGCAACAAGACCAAUUUCCCAUGUACUGAUGGGUAUAUCUACGACCAGACCAAGUGGCAGAGCACUAUAGUAACAGAAUGGGAUUUGGUCUGUCAGCAAGAAUGGCUGGCCAAACUAACACAACCCACAUUUAUGUUCGGAGUCCUUUUAGGAGCUGUGAUCUUUGGAGAUAUCGCUGACAGGGUAGGAAGACGUUAUAUCAUGUGGCUUACAAGCACUGGCCAGUUUAUAUUUGGCAUUGCCGUGGCGUUCACAUUUGACUACAAUAGUUUUGUUAUAGUCCGUUUUCUCCUUGCAAUGGUUUCCAGUGGCUAUCUGGUUGUAGUGUUUGUUUAUGUGACUGAAUUUACUGGCAUAAAGGCUCGCACGUGGGCAUCCAUGCACGUCCAUGCAUUUUUUGCAGUGGGAGUUAUGGUUGUGGCCCUGGUAGGCUACUUGGCAGAGACCUGGUGGGUCUACCAGAUCUGCCUUUCCAUAACAACUCUCCCCUUUGUCUUGUGUUGCUGGAUGCUCCCAGAGACGCCCUUCUGGCUGCUCACAGAGGGAAGACAUGAAGAAGCACAAAAAGUAAUUAAUGUAAUGGCAAGAUGGAAUAAAAUAAGCACACCUUGUAAAAUUUCUGAGCUGUGUUCAGACCAAGAUGAUCUUGUCAGUAGCAGAACGGGUGAUAAUGACAAUUCUCCCGUGAAGAAGCACACCAUCUUAGAUCUGUUUCGUAACUGGCACAUUGCAAGAAGGACAAUUACAGUCUGGCUGGUUUGGUUCACUGGGAGUUUAGGAUAUUAUGUAUUCUCCCUCAGUUCCGUGAACCUUGGAGGCAAUGAAUAUUUAAAUCUGUUUCUCAUAGGUGCUGUGGAGCUCCCUGCAUAUGUCAUUGCUUGCAUAGGAAUGGACAAACUGGGGCGAAGGAACACAUUGAUCCCAUUCCUCAUAUUGAGUGCAAUGAUCUGUGCUGUACUGAUGCUCAUACCACAAGAUUUCAGUACUCUAAUUAUUUUAGCAAAUAUGGCUGGAAAGUUUACAAUAGGCGUUGCAUUUGGCCUUAUUUAUCUGUAUACAGCAGAGCUAUAUCCAACAGUUGCACGGUCCCUUGCUGUUGGAAGUGGGAGCAUGAUGUGCCGAGUAGGGAGUGUGGUAGCACCAUUCUGUGUCUAUCUGUCUAGUGUUUGGAUCUUCAUGCCACAGUUGAUUGUUGGAAUCAUAGCCUUUGUGAGUGGAUUGUUAACACUGAUGCUACCAGAAACCCUUGGAAAACCACUGACAAAUACGUGGACAGAAGCUGCAGAACUAGCCAAUCAUGUCAAGAAAGACAGUGGAUCAGAAAAGACUGUCUCACCACAGGGAGCUUUGCAGAAAAUUGAGAUGCUGAACCAAGAGGCAUCUAGCAUAAAUGUAUGAAAUACCCCCCUUUAUUUUAACUGCCAUGUAUUCUAUUGAGUGCCUUCAUUUGCAGUAUCUCAUGACUGGGCAUUACCUUUGUCCUAUAAUGUGUACAUCCUCCUUGCCUUUUCAACAAGGGAGACGUAAGAAGUAGAACCUUUCAGAGCGUAUUUUUGGAGUUGCUCUGAAGCAUCUUUAUUUUAAUAGCUGGAGUAAGUCAUGUUAAUUUUUUCUGAGAUUCAUUUAAAUAAAAUUUCAUAAAAUAUC